This is a messenger RNA of Oenanthe melanoleuca, 15373 nucleotides long. RefSeq names its product G-patch domain containing 2 like (gene GPATCH2L). The coding region runs from base 403 to 1842 and encodes 479 amino acids. NCBI's taxonomy places the organism in Eukaryota, Metazoa, Chordata, Aves, Passeriformes, Muscicapidae. The transcript has 11 exons. The record is from RefSeq and is a predicted model, not a curated record.
GGGCGGAGGAAGUGGCCCGGGGAGGCCGGAAGCGGCGCUGAGGAGGGGCUGGCGGAGCGGGGCGCUGGCCGCUUUGCUGCUUGUCUACUUUUUGGAAGACUCAAUCUGUCAAGCAGGCUGACCCUUCUCUGUGGCUUUACUGACGCCGAGUAGCAAAAACUAGUUGCAGGCUUCCGUACCGUUUGGGAUGUGUAAUUGAGCAUGCUGCUUCAACACAAAAGAUGAACCUUAAGGCCUUUUCAGACACAGAGCACUCAACCCAGCUGCUGCAGGAGAGAGAGACCUGUGCCACCAUAGCUAGAAGAGGGAUUUAACUCUUGCAAAAAGAAGUGAGUGGUAGCCCAGGAAGUGGCAGUUGUCCUGCAUUGGCUCCUCCCAGGUAACUUCAAAUAGGCAUUGCCAAUGGAUGAGCUGGUGCACGACUUGGCCUCAGCUUUAGAGCAGACUUCAGAGCAAAACAAACUGGAUGAGCUAUGGGAAGAGAUGGCGCUGAGCCCACGGCAGCAGCGGCGUCAGCUUCGCAAGAGACGGGGUCGUAAACGGCGCUCAGACUUCACACAUCAGGCAGAACAUGCCUGCUGCUACAGCGAGGCCUCAGAGUCCAGCUUGGACGAAGCUGUCAAGGAUUGCCGUGAGGUGCUGACAGCUAAUUUCAGUGACUCUGAUGACAUGGCAGUGGUCAAACGACAUCCAGCUCUUAGUGCCACCCUGAGGAGCAAGCAACACUUGUGGCAUGAGUCAGACUCCUUUACAGAGAAUGCACCCUGUCGACCUCUCAGGCGCCGACGGAAGGUCAAACGUGUGACAUCAGAAGUGGCUGCCAGUCUCCAGCAGAAGCUCAGGGUGUCAGAGUGGAACUAUGAGAGGGGCUGCAGGUUCAAGUCAGCCAAGAAACAGCGUCUUUCACGCUGGAAAGAAAAUGCCCCUUGGACAUCAUCCAGUCAUGGCCUUUGUGAAUCAGGAGAGAACAGGCCCUUCCUCAGCAGCGGGGGAAGGAAGGAGCGGAUGGAGUGUGAAGCUGAUGAUCAGAAGCAGGGCUCAGAUGAAAACAUGUCAGAAUGUGAAACCAGCAGUGUUUGCAGCAGCAGUGAUACUGGCCUGUUCACCAAUGAUGAAGGCCGCCAAGGAGAUGAUGAGCAAAGUGAUUGGUUUUAUGAAGGAGAAUGUGUUCCAGGAUUCACUGUCCCCAACCUUCUUCCCAAGUGGGGAGCUGAUCACCGAUCUGAAGUGGAGAGGAUUGACUCAGGCCUGGACAAACUCUCUGUUUCCACCUUCCUUUUGCCCUCAGGGCCAGCUCAGAGAGGAUUUCAUGCUCGCCUGAAUCGCCUUCCAGGAGCUGCUGCCCGUUGUCUCCGUAAAGGUCGGAGGAGGCUGGUUAGCAAGGAGACCUCCAUGAGCACUCUGGGCACCGAGAGGCUUGGUCAUAUUGUUAAUGAUCCACGCCAGAAAGAUUUUUGGUUACCAUCCAUGGGGAAGAGAGAUCGCAACCAGUUCAAUCCAUUAUCUCCUCUGUACUCUCUGGAUGUGCUUGCUGAUGCUUCCCACCGAAGAUGCUCACCAGCACACUGCACUGCCAGGCAAGCAAAUGUGCACCUGGGACCUCCAUGUUCAAGGGACAUCAAGAGGAAACGAAAGCCAGCAGCAGCCUCCAUGUCUAGCCCAACAUCAGCAACUUUAUCUGUCCACAUGGAUGCAGCAGAAUCAGAGCUACCAGCAACACCAUCCUUGAGAUCCCAGAACUCUGAGUGGACUAGGAAAACACCAGCAGCUGAGAAAUCUACUAUUGCUGCCUCCAGUAACUUUUUUAAAAUGCCACCAGAGAAGAGCCCUGGAUACAGCUAAAAGGAAGCAUUGCAACUCUAAAAGCUUGCUGGAUUUUGGAAGUGUUUGAUUCUGGUGUUUGUCUGCACCAAACAUCCUGUUUGGCAGUAGUGCUAUCUCCAGUAUUGGUGCGUGAUGCCUGCCAUCAUCCAGGCUGGUCUGUGUGCCUCACACACCUAAGUCAUGUUUGUGUAUCUAUGCUUAAGAAAAGGUAAUCAGUGUUGGGACUGCAGUGGCUUUUAGAAAUUUUCCUGCUAUCACUGUAUUUAUUAUGAAUUCAUCUCUUUCCCUGAUUACAGCUCACAUGUAAUGGGUCAUGUACAGAUUCUUCUGGUUUUCAGAUCUUUUUUUGCCCCCUGGACAUGUUGCUUGUUUGUGUAUUUGGCAUUUUCAGGGUGAAAGUCCCACUGCUAUUCAGGGAGGCAGGAGUCUCCCUUUGCUUGCUUCCAGGCCAAAGGGAUUUCUUGGGUGGGGAAUGAGGAGGGAAUACUAACACAUUGAAACAUGGAACCUGAAUCCUGUAUUAGCAGAAUGUUUUCUGGCCAUGUGCUAAUGGACUCAAAUCACAUUGCUUCUGGCAAAGCAAAUACGGUGCUUGUCCACGUAGAAAUUGCCAUCAGCUCACUGGCAGCAUUGUCCAUUAGACCUUUUCCUUCUCCCUUGUUCUGAAUGUCUUCAGUCUUUCUUGUGUAUUGCAUGUUCAUUCCUAAAGCUCCUACUGGAUAAGGAUUUGGGAGAACUACUUGGACAUAAAUAUGCAAGCUGGUGUCCUGGAUAGAAACCUGGACUCUUGAAUGUUGUUGCAGUAUGGUAGAAAAUUAUACAAAACAUCCAUAUCUUAGCAUAUAAAUUAAAAUAUAUCUGUUAGUGUUUUUAAAGGAUGCUUGUUGAAGUUAACAUGCCAUUGAACAAAAAAGCCAUUUGAAGUGUCACCUGAGUUCAGAGCAUUAUGGGUAUAGAUCAAACUCCUUCUGUAUUAUGCUUUCUCUCCCUUCAAAAGUAUUGUCUGCUGUACCUAGUGGAGGUGUCUCCACAUGCUGAUGAUUGCACAUUACACUGCAGUGUACACUAAAGAGAUUCUCUUCAUAGAACUUCCACUUGGUCUGCUGUUACCUUCUGUGUUGCACAAUAUAUGGACAGGGAUUUUUCCCUCACUUUAAUAACUCUGGAGCUUAUCUUGUUUUCAGAAUAUGUACCUGUAUAGCAUGUGCCAAGGAAAAGGUGGCCUCACAACUUCUUAAGCCCUUUAAAAAUGGGAUCUAUUUGUAUGAAUGGAACUUUUUGCUUUCCUCAUGUGGCGCUUUCAGACAGGAGCAUUUAAACUUGUAAAAUCAAUUUUGAUUGUGGCGGUGCAUCUAGCACUCUUAAACACAUAACAAAAUUUGUGUGAUUUUAGUGAUUUUGCAGUGUUCUGCUCUCUUAUGAGUCAAAUGACUGAGGGACAGAUUUGAGUGGGGGACUAGGAAGCAGUGAUUUAUGUGUAUUAAAAUAGGAAAUGGUCAUAAUAUACACAAAACAGAAACUAAAUUACUUGCUAAAUCAUGAUUGACAAAUAUGGUUAGUUAUACUACAUGCACACUGUGUCUGAUCCCCUAAUACCUACUUAUUCUUGGGGAGACAUCCAAAUUGGAUUUAUAUUUCGCAGCACAAGCAAACUGUCAGAUCUGUCACUAUAAAUCCUUCUCAAAACUAUUUUUUUCUUUUCUCUUUUUUUUUUUUUUUUUUUAUUUGGGUGGUAUAUUUUAAAAGUAAUAAGAACAGGAAAUUCCUUUUUACCUUAAUGAAGGAAUACAGUAGUCCUUUUAGAAUACAGGACAAGCUGUAACAGUUUGUGAAGGAAGAAGUAUUCCUGUUUUUAAAGUUGUCAUGGCUUUGUCUUAUUUGCAGCUAUUUUGAACAAUGGUGCCUAAGGGGUAACACAGCAAUUUUCAGCACUGAAGGGCUUGUAAUCUAAAACAUCUGAAGAGAAGGUAAACCUGAAGAGUAGUAGCUUGACUAUCUAGUACUCAUGAAUACAGUGAAUGGGAAAGGUGGCCACGUUCUCCUGACAACUUGCAGAUAAAAUUUAGAGUUUGAAGCCUUGUAAUCCACACUGCAUGCUGCUCUGAUGAUAGGGAGGGUUCCCUAAAAGAGCAUUUGUGAAAUUGAGUGAUUUAAUCUGGAGUAUCCUCCACAACCUCUCUUAGUCUGAGUCUAUUCAACAGAGUUACUCAGAUUAUUGAUCAUUCAGCUAAAAUUUUAUAUUUUAGCCAUUGUAUUCCCUUUAAAAAUCAAUUGUGAUAUAUCUUGCUACACUCUGAGUAUUGUCUACAGUAGUUUUUUCCUCUUCUGUGAUUUCAGGAUGCUUUAAAAUCUUUUCCAAGAAAGAUGUUAGGGAAUCAAGAGCCUCCAUCUCAUUGUGGUGGUGGAGGGGUGGGUUGCAGUGCUUCAUGUGAUUUUUCUCUGGGGGCAGGCAAAGAGAAUUGAUCAGAUUAUCCUAUUGAGGUCAGUUGCAGUGUUACCUGGUUAAGCCCUUACUUAGGUUGUAAGCUCCUAGGAGGUAUUUCUUGCCUUUAAAGGCUGAUUGUACCUGUGGCAGUACCGAAGAGCAGCUGUGGCAGAUCUUGUCUUGACAAGCAAGCCAUACUUCCUGCUAGGGCAACUUUCUGGAAGUUCCAGGAGACUCCAAUUAUUUCAGCUGCCCUGUCUUUCCUAUUUCUAGGUUAGAAUCCAUUUACAAGUCAGUCAGAUUCUCAACCAAAUUUGAUUCUCCUGAGUGGUAGGCAAGCUAAAUGGAUCAUGUAUCUUGUUACUCCAGGGUAUUUAACAAAAUAUAUCUUCAGACUUCAGUAACUUGAUACUUAAUAUCUACAGCAUUCUUAGAUGAAUAAAAUAAGUCCAUUUUUUGCCUCUUUUUUUCAUCUAAGGCAGAUUUCUUAGAAUGAACUCUGUUGCACAGUACUCAGUGUGAAGGAUGCUGCUUCCCAUGUAGAUUACUUGAGUAGAAAGGAGUAAUAACAUGGCUUGAUUUGGUAGCUGUGCUUCUGUGAAGGUGGUCCAGUAUGUGAUUAUUGCUUCAAAGAUACACAGCUCACUCAUUUUCCACUUUUUGUCCAUUAGGACUCCCCAGUUUCAGUUUUGUCUUCUCUCCAGUUGUGUUUCUCUUUGUCCUUAUGGGAGACUUCAACUUUGCAGACAGGAACAGGGAAUACCAUACUGCUGUGACAAGCAAGUCUGGGAAGUCCCUGAAGUAGAUUGAAGAUAACUUGUAGUCACAAGUACUCAGUGAGCCAACUAGGAAUGAUUCCCUCCUAAACCUGUUGUUUAUUAAUGAAGAAGGACUUUUGAGAGAUAUGAUGGUAGGUGCCUGCCUUUGACACAGAAUCAUGAAAUGGGUAAUUUUAAAAUUUUUGAUGUAAUGAGGAAAACAGUCAGUAAAGUUGCUACCCUGAAUUUCAACAGAGCUAAUUUUAGGUGACGCAGCAAGCUUGUUACUAGCAGGCUGUUCCUUGAGUGCUGGUCAGUUUUUAGCAAUCACCUUUUAAAAGCACGAGAGCAGAUGAUCUCUCUGUGUUGAAAGUCAAACAAGCCAUGCAGAAGACCACCUUAGCUGAACAAGGAAUUCCUCUUGAAUCUCAGGAAGAGAAGGAGAUUGUGUGACCUCUGGAAGCAAGGUCAAGUUUCACAGAAAAAUUCCAGAGCCUUAGUUCACAUAUGCAGGGAGAAGAUAUGAAAGACCAAAUCUUAAUUAGAGUUGAAACUGGCCAGUGUUGUGUCAGAUAAGCAAGGCUUUUUGAAGUACAUAAAUAGCAAGAGGAGGUCUAAGGAAAAUACUGGAAUGAUAUUUGUUGUAGAUGAUCACCUGACAAAUUGGAUUGAAGAAAAAGUGGGGGCAUUCAGUACAUUUUUUUGUCUUGGUCUCUUCUAAUACUGACAGAUCUUGGGCUGCCCUGUCUUCUGAUUUGGAGGACUGUUACUGUGGGAAUAGUAACUUUCUGUUUGUGUACAUGAAGACCAUAAGGGACCAGUUGAAUGUAAGUCUGUGAGGCCCAGUGGGAUUCAUCCCAGAGUACUGAAGGAGCUGGUGGUUGUUGUAGCAUGACCUCUCUCAGUCCCUACCAAAGGUUUGGGAGUCUGGGAAAGAUCCAUGCUUACUAGAAACUAUUCAACAUUAUACCAGUUUACAAGAAGUGCAUGAAGCAAGACCCAAGAAACACAGACAUGCUAGUCUAGCCCUAGUACCUGGAAAAAUUAUAGAGGAGAUCAUACUAGGGGCUGCUGAAGGCAUUUCAAGUCCUUAAAAUCAUAGAAUCAUAGAAUAUUCUGAGUUGGAAGGGACCCACAGGGAUCAUCAAGUCCAACAAAAAAGGUCUAGUGGGUGAUGUGAUGGUUGGCAGCUGUCUUAGGCAUAGUGACCAUGAAAUGUUAGAGUUUUCAAUACUGAGUGAAGUAAGGAAGGGCACCAGCAGAACUUCCACUAUGGACUUCCAGUGGGCAGACUUUGACCUGUUUAGGAGAUUGACAGAAUCCCUUGGGAGUCAGACCCGAAGGGCAGAGGAAUCUGGGAAGGCUGGAUAUGCUUUAAAAGGGAUUUCUUAAAUAUAUUCAGUAGCAGCACCAUCUUAGUCCUGCUUUGGAUGCUCUCUAAUAGCUUUACAUUCUUCCUAUAUUGUGACACCCCAAACUACACAUGGGACUCAAGGUGAGAUUGCACCAGUGUAGGGCAGAGCAGGAUAAUCCCCUCCUCUACUAGAUCAUGAUGAAAUUUUAAAUCAGAGCAAAUAAUAAACAGUAAGUUGGUGAAAGACCUGGAAGGCAUUAUGUGGGAAGUGGUGAAGGAAUUUGGUUUUGUCUGGUUUUGAGAAAAGAGACUGCUCCCUACAGUUUCCUGAGGGGUGAAGUGGAAAGAGAGGCACUGGUCUCUUUUCCCUGGUAUCUAGUCACAGGGCAUAUGAAAAAGGUUAAAAGCUGUGCCAAGGGACAUUCAGACAUGGCAUUAGGAAACACUUCUAUACCAAGAGGAUGGUUAACCACUGGAGCAGGCUUCCUACAGAGAUGGUUGAUGCCCCAAGCCUGCUGGGGUUUAAGAGACAUUUGGACAAUGCCCUUACUUUAAUUUCUGUUCAGUCCUGAAAUGAUCAGUCGCACUAGUUAUUAAUUUUAGGUUGAACUAUUUUGUUUUAAUCAUAACUUCAUGAUGUUAUUGUCUUUCCAUUCCUCCAAUCUGUCCAAGUCCCUCUUGGUAGUAUCCCCACCCUCCAGCAUAUCAGUGGCUCUCUUUCUCAACGUGCCAUUAUUUCUGAUCUUGUUGAGAGUAUGUUCUGUCUUUUUCCACCAGGUCACUAAUGAUGUCUGAACACUAUUAAUCCCAGUAUUGUCUUCUAAGGCAUGCUUUUCAUAAAUGGCUGUCAUGCAGAUUUCAAACCAUUGAUUGCUUAGCCUGGCCAGCUUCUCUCUGAUCUUUCUUACUGGAUGCUAUCCAGUCCAUACCUCCCCAUCUGGCUCUAAGGGUGCUAUGAGAGACUGCAUCAAGAGGCUUACUGAAGUCAGUGGAGACAUCAUUCACUGCCCUCUAUGCCUCCUCAGAGCCUGUUGUUCCAUCACAGAAGACAGGUUCAUAGGCUUGAUUUUCCAUUAUUUAAUCUGUCCGUUCCUAGUCACCUCUUUGUCCUCUGGACACCUAGAAAUGGCUUCCAAAACUUGCUUCAUAAAGCUACAGGGGACUGAAGUAGGGCUGACUAGCCUAUGACUCCACCAAUACUCCUUCCUGUCUUUUUAGAUAGGUGAUGUAUAUAUACAUACCCCUUCUUGUCUCUGGGGACCUCAUGCAAUUGCAAAAGUUUUUCAUAGAUGGCAGUGACCAAUCUCAAAAUGAUAUACUUCUGUGUAUAGGGAGAAGAUGGACAUUCUGUGAAAGAGAAGUCAAGAGCUGAGGGAAGCACAUUUUCUAGUUGUUCUUUUCACAUUUCCAGUAGUUCCAGUGAGCUCUAGAGCUCUUAAUGCCCAGUUUGGUAGGUACUGGAGAAGACUGAAUUAAAAGAGUGUAGUUUCUGUCCUGAUGGAUUUAUGAUUUUAAGGUACAGUAAUGGGUGAAGAAAGCAGCAAAACAGAAGCUGGAGAGAAGCUUGUUAGAGGCUGGGACUAGUGCUACUGAAUGAUAGAUUAGCUUUGUGAUUGUGGUAUGCAGAGGUGUGUCUUGCCAGCUUCAUUCUUGGAUAAUGACAUUGAGUAGGUUAGUGCUGUCCUUCAAACUGUAGAUGCUCUUGCUAUUAUUUUGUGGAUGUUGCAGAGACUUGCUUAGUGGGCAGAGGAUGAGAAGGGAAAUUGUAAGAAGGGCAGCAAGAAGCAUGAUGGAGUGCCUCUUUUAUUGUAACCCCUUCUGCACUGAAGAAGGAAUAUGCUACAAACAACAGUAUGUGUGCCUAGAUAUUGAAAAGAAAUUAUGUCAAAUGGAUAAGAACUUAACUUUAUUGUCUUGAGGAACAGUUUGUAACCAGGGAACUUUUCAGUGAAGCAAAAGUGAAGGAUACUGCAUUUGUUCAGAAUAUGUAUUUUAAUAGUUUCUCAGGAGACUAUCCAAGGAAGAUGAACUUCUGUUCUCAUUGUGGUACUUCAUUACUGUGUCUUUGUUUCCUGUAUUCUGUUCCAGUUUGUGUUUUGUGACUGUGACAUCCUUUUGUACCAUCAAAUGCAGGAAAGAUACUUUACAGUAAUACUUUUUAAGGCAGAAAGCAUAAGGGGACACUUGCUAUACAGGAGGUAAAACAAGAUUAUUUUAGGCCAUUAAAUUUACCCAGUACAAGGCUUGAACUCAGCACAGAGGGCAUAAUGUCUUAAUUAUACCAAAGCAUCUCAUUUUUAAAGAAAGUAAAUAGUGCCACAGGCAAGUGCAGGGAGACUAAACUGGCACCAGUGCCUGGAGACCCACGUGUGGCUGUGCCUCAGUCACUUGACAUACAAUACAGAUUUACAUUGUAGAGACAGAAGGAACUUUCAACAUCCUUCUCAACUUUAAUGUGGCUAGAAUGCCUUCCCAAUUGGCAGUCUGUGAGUCUGGUGAAUUGAAAAGAAGUGCUCACUGGCAUGCUGUGUGAAGAGAAUUCUUGUACCAACUUAAAAAUUGGUAAAACUGGAAAGUGGACUGGUACAGCCUGUUAUAUCAGAGAAGGAUGCAAAAUAUAUAUACUUGCAGACAAUAUUCAGGAAAAGUGUUGUUGAGCCCUGUGUGUUAUGAGCUAGAGUAUUCAGUGUGCUAAAGCAGAGAUGCCAGUACUACAAGGAUGAUCAGGGUUGUGCAAAGCUGCCCUCUUGUCCAAGUAACCUCUGAAGGAAAUGGGAUGAACAGCAUGAGAAAGGCUGUACUGUGUCAGGCCAAAGGUUUGUUUGGAUAGUCUGUCUCUCACAGUGACCUGGUUUGGAUACCUGGGGGGUACUGUAAAGAUGAAGCAGUAAUAUAGUGAUAUUUUUUUUUGUGUUCCCUUAGCCCAGUAUCCUGCCUCAGAAAGAUGUACAAACUUUCUUCAAGACUGGGGAAAAAAUUUUUGAACUUCUGGUUAUAGUAUUUAUCCUACAACUGGAUUUAAAUAUAUUUUUACAAGGACACAUCCUGAUGAUGAAAACAUCAAGUAAGGAUUAGCAUAUAUUUGUUUGUAAUGAGUUUUCUUAUUAAUUACCCUCUUUAUAAGUAAAUAACAUCUUCUCUUGGAUUUUUUUUUUCCUUAAUAGCAACAUCCUGACAUUGUUUCUUAUAAUGCUUUUUUUUCCCCAGCAAGGUUGAAAAGUUUCCUUCUUUACAAUGAGGCUUCUUUGACGUGUAUUUGUAUGCCCAGUCAACAAGUCCUAUGUAAUCCACUAACCCAUAUAAAUCAUUUUUCAUAAGCUUCAUACUGUAAAACUUGUCAUUUAACCUUUAAUUGUGCUCCUGCAUGAAAAUCCCCUAUUCCACAUCUGUAUACAUUCAAUUCUAGUGUCUACAUUUGAAGUAUUCUUACUUUAUAUUAAUAUUCAGAGUUACAGAGUAACUGUAAGAGUCACUUAUGGUACUCCUUAUAGAGUGUUCUAAUAUUGCUAUUCAGGCUUCAUAUACUCAUAUAUCCAAAUAUGCUGCUAGUCUGCUGCCCACAUACUGCUGUAACACUACCAUAGGAGGUGAUAUUCAGGCAGUUGAGUCUGAACCUAAAGUUCUUACCACUGCUUUUCAAUGUACAAAGUCCUAGAAAGUAAGAAAUUUUCUUUAAACUCAAAAAUUUCUUGCAUUUCCUUUAGCACUAUUAUAGCACAGUUUUGUACCAAUCAUAUUUAUAAUUUGAAAUAUUUAAGAGCUCAGUCUGUUUCGUUUUAUCAGAAGAGCAUCAGAGGUGUCAUGCCUGUGUGGUAGAAAACCUUUUAUGACAUUGGAAAUACUAAGUAAUAAACCAUCUUUUGUCUUGCAGAUGGGCAUAAAAAUUAACUUGGAGCUAAAGCCUAGGUUGCCUAGAUUGCCUAGAUUUGUGCAUGUGAGAUUUCAUUGAUGGAGGCAUUUCUAAGAGGGCCAUGAUCAGAGUCUGGUCUGGCUUGACCAAAGCCCUUGGGCACUACUGAAGUCCUUGAAUUUUCCCUCAGGAGUUGACAACACCAGAUAGUGAGCCAAAGGUACCAUCAGUUGCAUUUUAACUUCUUCCUCCUGUCAAAGAGGGUUCUUCUAGAGAUAGCCCACAAACAGCUCUACUCAAAGUCUGUGAAGAGCUAAGUUGUGCAUGUCCCAAAUAUUUUAUGAGGUCAUAAGAUUUAGCUGUUUGAUAGGGGUUGGACUCUGGGUUCUUGGGACUCUAUUUUAAGGAUAACAUGUAAAUAAGAAAGAUUCCUGCUUGUAUCCCUCUGUUUUAAAUAAGAUGUCUAUUCUCUGAAUGAGAAUCUGUGUUCUGAUUAUAGAAACUGGAAAUAAAUCAAUAUAUGAAAGAAGUGUUUUAUCUGAUAUGAAGUGAACUGAGUUGACAGUGGGGAAGAGAGGUUCCACUGACAUCUGACUAGAUUUACAGUAUUGGGCUCUCCAUUAGUCUGCAAACUUCCUUGACCGUUCCUGUAAGUAGAAAGUAUAAACUGUAAUCUGAAGGUCUCUAGGGAGUUACUAUGCUUUUCUUGCUUUGAAUUGCAAACUUGAGUGAAGGACUUGAGGUAAUUUAUCAUGUCUGUUCUUUGGAGUUUUUUUUGUAAUGAUUUUGUUUCCCAGUUUGCCAGGACAUUGUCUCUAGACAAGUGAGAUGCUCCCUGUUUGGAAUUUGAAACAAUUCCAGAGUUUCUUAAAUAGCCUUUCAUUUCUAAGCCACUGCUUCAGAUCUGCCCAGUCCCAAAUGGGAUUUCAUUUAAAUGAGCAGGUCAGUUUCAAUUGAUAGUUUAAUGGAUAUCAAUUCAUUUUGCCAACACUAACAUCCUUUUAAGAUAGACUGGCAUCAUUGGUUUUUACCAUGAUAACAGUGACUUCAAAGAUCAAAUGAACAGAGGACUUAGAAUUCUUUUUGCCUUAGAAUUUUUUUUGUGUCCCAGUAUUAAUAGUUAUGCAUAUUUGUGGUAGGAACAACAGAGGAAUCCCUUUACCUUAACUGUUCCAAUGAAUAAACUGUAAAAAUUAGUUCCAAAGUGGACUGAAUGUUUUUAAACAAAAAGAUCAAGAGCCUUUGGAAAUGGCUUCAAGUUUUUAACUCCAUGUUGGGAGAAGAAGGCUAUUCAAUUUUUAAAAGUGAUUAUUUUCCUUUCUCAUCUACAGGCUGCACCUGUGAGAAUUGGCAAGUGUUCCCAGUGAAAUGUGCUGAUUUUUGUUAGGUAUGAGGAGUUGGAACAAGGAGCAAUAGGUUUUUUUAUGGGAAGGGCUCAGAUUUGGCAAACUGUUGGUAAUGUCAAAAAUUGCCGUGUCUAAAAAUUAGCUGUUUCAGUCUUACACCUACUUGCAAUUUUGUAAUUUUAAAAUUUUGAGUAAUGAAGCAUUUCAUCUACUAAUUGGAUUAAUUUCUAUUUCAAAAGGAAAAGCUGAAUGGUGGGGUUUUUUUACAUGUCCUUAAUUUUAUGUCCCAGGGCUAAGAAUUUUCUCAGUUCAGCUUGAGUAACUGGUGGCAAGUUUGAUAACAGUGCUGACUGUGAUGGUAUUUUUCAAUUUUGAUAUUUUUCAAACCAUUUCUUCAUGCUUUUCCAGCUCAUAAAAAUCAACUGAAACUACAGAUGAAUACAAGUAGAUUUCCUAUGUAUUAAUGGAGAACUUCUCACAUGUUAAUAAAAGACUGUUUCAAAUCUGGGAUACAAAUUUUGUUCUCAACUGGCAUAGAGCAAUUUCCCAGUAAUAACAGAUACUUAGUUUUUCAAUGAAAUAUAGUAUAGGGUUUCAAAGUGGUAAACUACAUUAAGUUAAUUCAUUUUUAUUGGGGGAGUGACAGGGAGGUGUUUAGAUAUGAGAACGUGAGCAGAUCUUAGGAGUUGCUGCAAUAGGGCAAAUGUAGCAAACAGAGUUUUCAAAACACACUUUAAAAAUUGUACCUGGAGGUUGGAGAAUUGUACCUAAAGAUUGGAGAAAUCUUCCUCUGAGAAGUGCCAUAACUCACAGACUGCCUGCAGGUGCAGUGAUGGCAGACUAGUGGUUCUGAUAAACUGAUAAUGCCAGCACUGACACCAAUGUUUCCCUGGUAUUUUGACACCAGCUUCCUGAGAGGUUCACCAGUGUUGCCUUAGGGAUCUUCAUCCUGCUUCACAACAUAGUUUUUAAGUGCUUGGACUCACCUAGCCCUCCUCCAUGGGGAAACACAUUCCCGUUUUGAGCCAGACACCUACUGCUGAAUGUUGCAUGGUGAGUGAAAGAAGUCCUGUGUUUUCUUUCUUGGCUGCCCAGUGAAACAGCAAGGGGAGCUUUUGCCAAUCUUUUAUCCCUUGCUGGUUCUUGACAUGCAGGGUUUGAUUGCUGGGUGGGGAGAAGGGCUGUGAGGUGUGGCUGUUGUCCUGCACUCAAACAGUGCAGGGGCUACCUGGGCAAGGUGACAUUUCACCCCCCUCCCUACUCUGAUAGGCUGCAUGACUCUAAACCAUGGGCUUCAUCUGCUUGGAUAUGUAUUCAGACAUUUAAACAAGAAUCAUCUUCAGCACCCCCACCCACCCCUCAAGUAGCAAAUAAAACAAAUCAGAAGAUUUGUGCUCUGAUGACAAGGCUGCAAUUUGAGUGGCCCAUGUUGCUGUAACCAGUGCCCUUCUGCAUGGACAGUGCAAUGCAAUAAAGCACUUGCAUGAUUUUUUGUUGGGUUUGAGGGUUGUGUGUCUCAGCCUGUCCAUCUCCCCCUUUCACACAAGCUUCCUGCCUUAGUGUAGGACAGCUGAGACUCUCUGAAUGUACAGCUGCUGGCUUGGAUUUUUUUUCUUCCCCUUACUUAGGCUGACUUCAAGCCUUAUUUACUGCACAGCAUCCAGACUCCACUCUGAAGAGGAAAGAAGUAAUUUCCUUGUUAGUGUCAUCAGGGUACCUCCUGCUAUGACAGCUUAGAAUGUUAAUGAAUUUCUGUGCUGAGCAUUUGGGUGUUAUCAUCACUUGUGUUGCAUAAAUGAGGAAUUUGGGACUGAAGCAAAACCCAGGAGUUAUCUCUGAAUUUGAGGGGCCUGAGAUGAGAUACGCAGACACUGGCAAUUUUCAGGGACUGACUUUGUACCCUUUUGUAGGUUCAAAUCACAUUUCCUACAAACUUCCUUAGCAGCUAUAAGUGCUCAGAGCUUCUGCACAUCCAGCCCCAAUUACUGAUAAGGUGAGGAGCAUUGUCCAUAUUGCUGAAGUCUUUCCAUGGCUUCUCAGCUGACAGAGAGAUGGCAGCAGGCAGGAUCUCUCCAGGGCUGGUGGUCAGUCACUUUCAUCAUGAGAACCUGGACAGCCUCCUGCUUUGUCCUUUCUGUCAUUGGGUCUGACUCCCUUGUGCUCAUCUCCUUCAGUUCCUGCCCUUCACCUCUCUGGAGACAUGCCUUCUAUGCUCUGUAUAAAGUUAGAGUCUCAAAAAUAAACAGUGUAAUCAUUUGAUUUAGCAUUAUUAUAAAGUGUAUGGACCAAGGGACAAUUUAGGAUGGCAGGAAAGGGAUUUCUUCCCUUUUGAGUAUUUUAAUCUGUAACCAGAUAUAUGUGUAUCUGUGCAUAUAUAUUAUUUAUUUUUGAGCUAGGACUUCUUGGUGUGUAUUCACUUUGUAUUGGAGUUUCCUUACAAAGGUAUUUUAAUUUCCCCAAAUAUGUUUUGUCUCUGGAAAUACUAUGAUUCCUGGAUUUGAAAGGAAUUGAAAGAGCAGCCCCAAAUGCAUAGUAUCCUAAAGAAUCUGCUGAGAAUCUGCUAUGCUGCUUUGUCUGCUACACCUCCAGAAAGAGGAAUAGGUAGGUGAAAACUUGCUAUGGAACAAUCACACUUCCUAAAUUUUUACCUGAACAUCAUAGGAUGAAUGUCUUGCAGUGAUACUUCAAGUAUUGUCCUCUUGAUUCUUUUCUCUAAACCACAGAGUAAUGAUUAUCUAGUGAAGUAAACCUGACUGUUGUUUAGCAAAUGAUAGGCUGCCUUCUAAUGCCCAAUUCAGCAAAGUUUUAAAGUAUCAGAAGUCUUAAUGUUUAGUUUGGGAAGAAUGCCCUUAGAACCAGAAUCAAUCAUCUGACUGUGCUGUAUUGGGAAAAAAGAGAAGGGUACAAAGAGAAAAUGGUACUAUUGUCUUUAUUAUCCUCAGUCUUGUUCUGUUCUCUCCAUGGACUCUUGGUUUACAUCUUCUAGAGAAAUUAGCACAUGUUUAAAAAAAACCAAAAAGACAAACACAAACAACCUCCCUCUACAAGCUUUCUUGUGUGUGUUUGUUAGAUGUGGGUUGGCAGGCUCUGUUUGCAGCUGAAUACCCAUUUUCUCAUGUAAACAGAUUCUAUUAAGCUGAAACAUGAAAAUCAGAAUGUUUGAAUUUCCAUUAAUACCAUUUUGGGACUAGACAGAUAGCUGCAAUUGUGAUUUUCUUAUCCUUGCAGUGAAGUACUGCAGUCCACAUCAUUCCUUGCUCACACAUUACACCUCACACCUGUGCUAAGUGGGCAUUUUCUGAGCAAAGUGCAUUGUUUGCUCAACAGAAGCAUAAAAGAUGACACAUGUUAUGUUGCUGUAUACCUUACCUUCUCUCUGCUAAUCGCUAUGGAUAAAGUGAUGAUGAUGCAUGGUACCAUAUGACUCAGAAACAAUUUUGCUGAAAGCCACAAAUUUAUUUCAGGUAAGUUACAUCCCACGUCUGUGUAUACUUAAAUGUGUUUAUUUGUUUCUGGGAAGAACCCAAAUGCUUGUCACAAAUAACUGGCAACUGAAAGCAUCAGAACUGGUCUAUUUAGAAUAUGUCUGCUCUCUGUCAUUCUGCAAGCACCUCAAGUGUUUAGGAUAUGGAUGAGUACGACUUCUACUGCUUGUCACUGAACUACUGCUGGUAAUUGAAAAUUGGAAUACAGUGUUCCCUGGAGAGUUCAUCAUGGAGCUCAAGAGGUUAAUAUGUAGUUAUGUGAUGAUACUAUAAUUUUAUAUGCAUCUGCAGAUACUGCUAAUAGACAUUAAAGUGGGCAUUUACAUCCUUA